AUUAAACACAACCUUGGUACAGAGAAUGUAUCUGGUCCUGCUGCAGCUAAUGCAGGUCAUGUCUGUGGCAGGUGCAUCCCAAAGCCCCUCUCCUGCAGAUUCUGCGUGUGGCUGGAGCCCAGGAGGACAUCUUUACCCUCAAGGAGGUGAGUGGACACAUUUGGCAUGGUAAUAGCCCUAUAAGAUAAAGCUAUAUUGCACUUAUUAAAACUUAACUUCACAAAUUGUUUUAAAAAUGUGUGUGUCAGGUGAUGCACUACCUGGGCCAGUACAUCAUGGGGAAGCAGUUGUAUGAUAAACAGAGGCAGCACAUAGUGCACUGCCAGGACGACCCACUGGGAGAGCUGCUGGAGGUCGAGAGCUUCUCCGUCAAAAACCCCAGGUGAGCACUCUCUCACACCCACAGGCUCAUGCUCAGUACACAUUAUACUUACCCUGUACAUAAUACACUAAUGCUGUAUACUUAACACUUCAGGUCGAGUCUACAAUUACACAUUUACAAUUUAAUCAAAUGUGUCCUGUUUUGCAGUCCAGUCUACGAGAUGCUGAAGAAGUAUUUAGUUGUGCUGAAUUGUUCGGGUAAGUGAUCGAUGCCUCCAUUGCUUGUGAGAUUUUCAUUUUAAAAAUACAUUUUGAUGCAUUUGAAUAUGAUCCUGGCUGAAACAGCUGAAAAAGACUAAUGCUAUGCUGCUUUGUCUGGAUUGAGUGUGGGAUGAUUGUUGAUAUGAAAUCAAUUUACAUAUUGUCUCUUUUUCUCCUUGUGUACAGUCAAAUCAUAUAAUUGUAGGUUUUGAUUCAUGUACAUUGGAUCUUAAUGAAUGUUGUAGCUAUAAGAAUGAUUGUUUUACCAACCAGUGAAGAAUCAGUCUCUAUUUGUAUUGUCAUCUACUCUUUAAGCUCAGUCUUGCUGGUUGGAGGUGAAAGGUGUGCAUGUGUAAACUGUAAACCUGGAUCUCUCUUGAUGUGGGAGGUGUUUAACUCCUCAUUUGCCCGGCAGAAUUCUUUGAAGAAACCAGAGCUACAGUGUACCUAUAGGGUGUGUGUGAGUGUGUGUGUGGAGUGUGUUAAUUAAAGGGCAGGGUGUGUUUUGUGUGUUACUGUAUCUCAUUCUGAAACGCAGACGCUGCAGAGAGUCUUUCUGUGGGACGUGAGUGUGUAGAGGGCGGAGUGGAGGACCGCGGUCAGGUAAAGCUGAAGCAUGGUGCCCAGGAGAAACAGGGACCCUCAAGCCCACCACCUCACCACACACAACCCCCCAGGGUAGCUCAAUCAGUCAGUCUCUUCAAAAUGUAAUGAGCCAUGCGCACAGCUUCAUUGUUGAGAUAUCAAUUGUUCUGGCCAACUGAUUUUUUUAUUCAUUAACCCCAUUAUCAAAGUUGGAAUCCAAUCAACUGGGUUUUAAAAUGAUUAGCUGCAUUGAAAAUGUAGAGCAGUUCAUUUGUUUUCCCAAGUUUAUUGAGCCAGUAGCUUGUGUGUUGUGAGGGGAGGGGAGGGCCGCUGUCUCCGCAGGUGUUUAUGUGUACAGAGUGGCACCGUCUCUGUACAUCCCCAUCUCUGGCCUGGCCUGGUGGAGCUCCAACACACCACACUGCCGGACCCACCAGCACCACUCAGAGCAUGGGGGGCAGAGUCACUGUCUCUGUCUGUCUCAGAGUUCUCUUCUCUGCCCCGAACCUGCUGGAGGAACACAGCUCCUGAUCCCGUCUCGGUCCAAACACCCACUCCCCCAUCUACCCCUUCCUCUCUCUACCCGCCCCACACCUGCCCCUUCCCCAAACUUCCCAAACCUGCCCCUCCACGCAAAAUCUGCCCCCUCUCUCUUCCACCGAAACCACACACCCCACUUCCCCUUCUCCCUAACACCCCAACUGCCCUUCUCCCCCUUCACCAACACCCCAAUGGUUUCUUUCCCCAACAUCUCGUUUCCACUUAGCAUUAGUUGCCUCUAGGCCAAUAGUGGAUAUGGGAGCUUACAGUGAGAUAUGACUAGAGAAUAAUGAAUGAAUGAAUGAAUGAAUGUUGAUCAUAUGGAUAGUGAUCAUUGGGUUUGUAAUUAUCUGUGACUGCAACUUUUGUUGAGAAGAGGCAUGCAGAAAUCACUGACUGAUAUUAUAAAUGAAAAAUAUCAAUUCCCUCAGUACUUGUGUAUUGCAAUUUGAAAAAUAACAAAAAUAAAGACUGUGGGAGGACUGGCUCCUCUUCGUCAAGAAAUGCAUGCAGACCAAUUAAAGGUGUAGUCACUUGUCAUCUAAUCACGGCAUCGUGUUGAAUAGUAUUUUAACUUGUGUGUGAUUAUGGAAGAUUGAAUGCUGCAUCUGCGUUGUGGUGUGUCCAUACUAAUGCUUGUCUGGUUCAUACAAACACCCAAAAUGUGUAUGAUUCCAGAAUAAUUUAGGCAGAUUAGUUUUCACUCUCUCUUAUGUCUCCUUUAAUUUUCACCCUUGCCCUUAAUAUGUGUGGCUCUGUUGCCCAGUCUGUCUCUCUGUCAGUCCUUAUGUGGCCCUCCACUGCCCCAGUACCCAUGGACCUACUCCACUGUCCUGCCCCCCACCCUCACCCUGACCACUAGGCCAUGCUGUGAGGGAGCUGUGGUUCCACCAAGUGCCCAGUUUCUGCUCUGUUAUCUGAUUGGCUCUCCUCUCCUCCCCUCCUACUUGUGUAGGUGUGUGGGGGAGUGGCCAAGGCGGACCUGGAAGUGGCCAGUGACGAGGCCCUCCCCAUGCAGACCCCGUCUCAGAGACGACCCCGGGAGCCUGACGAAGGUAAACUCACUCACAUGGCUAUACAGUGGGGGAAAAAAAGUAUUUAGUCAGCCACCAAUUGUGCAAGUUCUCCCACUUAAAAAGAUGAGAGAGGCCUGUAAUUUUCAUCAUAGGUACACGUCAACUAUGACAGACAAAUUGAGGGAAAAAAAUCCAGAAAAUCACAUUGUAGGAUUUUUUAUGAAUUUAUUUGCAAAUUAUGGUGGAAAAUAAGUAUUUGGUCACCUACAAACAAGCAAGAUUUCUGGCUCUCACAGACCUGUAACUUCUUUAAGAGGCUCCUCUGUCCUCCACUCGUUACCUGUAUUAAUUGCACCUGUUUGAACUUGUUAUCAGUAUAAAAGACACCUGUCCACAACCUCAAACAGUCACACUCCAAACUCCACUAUGGCCAAGACCAAAGAGCUGUCAAAGGACACCAGAAACAAAAUUGUAGACCUGCACCAGGCUGGGAAGACUGAAUCUGCAAUAGGUAAGCAGCUUGGUUUGAAGAAAUCAACUGUGGGAGCAAUUAUUAGGAAAUGGAAGACAUACAAGACCACUGAUAAUCUCCCUCGAUCUGGGGCUCCACGCAAGAUCUCACCCCGUGGGGUCAAAAAGAUCACAAGAACGGUGAGCAAAAAUCCCAGAACCACACGGGGGGACCUAAUGAAUGACCUGCAGAGAGCUGGGACCAAAGUAACAAAGCCUACCAUCAGUAACACACUAUGCCGCAAGGGACUCAAAUCCUGCAGUGCCAGACGUGUCCCCCUGCUUAAGCCAGUACAUGUCCAGGCCCGUCUGAAGUUUGCUAGAGUGCAUUUGGAUGAUCCAGAAGAGGAUUGGGAGAAUGUCAUAUGGUCAGAUGAAACCAAAAUAGAACUUUUUGGUAAAAACUCAACUCGUCGUGUUUGGAGGACAAAGAAUGCUGAGUUGCAUCCAAAGAACACCAUACCUACUGUGAAGCAUGGGGGUGGAAACAUCAUGCUUUGGGGCUGUUUUUCUGCAAAGGGACCAGGACGACUGAUCCGUGUAAAGGAAAGAAUGAAUGGGGCCAUGUAUCGUGAGAUUUUGAGUGAAAACCUCCUUCCAUCAGUAAGGGCAUUGAAGAUGAAACGUGGCUGGGUCUUUCAGCAUGACAAUGAUCCCAAACACACCGCCCGGGCAACGAAGGAGUGGCUUCGUAAGAAGCAUUUCAAGGUCCUGGAGUGGCCUAGCCAGUCUCCAGAUCUCAACCCCAUAGAAAAUCUUUGGAGGGAGUUGAAAGUCCGUGUUGCCCAGCGACAGCCCCAAAACAUCACUGCUCUAGAGGAGAUCUGCAUGGAGGAAUAGGCCAAAAUACCAGCAACAGUGUGUGAAAACCUUGUGAAGACUUACAGAAAACGUUUGACCUGUGUCAUUGCCAACAAAGGGUAUAUAACAAAGUAUUGAGAAACUUUUGUUAUUGACCAAAUACUUAUUUUCCACCAUAAUUAGCAAAUAAAUUCAUUAAAAAUCCUACAAUGUGCUUUUCUGUAAAAAAAAAUCUCAUUUUGUCUGUCAUAGUUGACGUGUACCUAUGAUGAAAAUUACAGGCCUCUCUCAUCUUUUUAAGUGGGAGAACUUGCACAAUUGGUGGCUGACUAAAUACUUUUUCCCCCCCACUGUAUAUAACUGAUAUAUUAUUUGAGUCCUAACCCCCUGUGGCCCCUCCCUCAGACUCUUUAGAUGCUUUGCCCCAGUCGGCCUGCAAACGGCCCAAGCUCGACGUCACCCUUGACGAGUGGGACCUCUCAGGGCUGCCCUGGUGGUUUCUUGGUAAUCUGCGUAACAACUACAGUCGCAGAAGCAACGGCUCUACGGACAUCCACACUAAUCAAGUAAGAAAAAUAGUUAAUGCUGUUUACUAUAGUCAGUUUAUUUGCUUGUCAAGGGGAUAAACUCAGGGAGCAUAGUCAUACAGUGAUGAGGUCACACACAUCCUGACUGAGGGAUCAGCUGUCUCCUGCGCAGGAUGAGGACACAGCGAUCGUGUCGGACACGACGGACGACCUGUGGUUCCUGACAGAGGGGGGGAGUGAACAGGUGAGUGUUGAAAUGAAGGAGGCCGUGCUGGAAGAAGGGAGUGGAGGAGAGGGAGAGCCACCACCCGAAGAGGAGGGAGGAGGAAAAGAGGAAAAGGCUGAUAAGGAGGUAGGACUGUGUUCUCCUGUAGUCCCUAUGUUGAGUGGUACAUGAACAAUGAUAUUUUCUCUUUAUAGCUCUUGUACUAUGGAGUAUUAUUUCAGACUAUAGCUAGGUUCGAAUCAAAUCAAAUUUUAUUGGUCGCAUACACCUAUUUAGCAGAUGUUAUUGCGAGUGUAGUGAAAUGCUUGUGUUCCAAGCUCCAAUAGUGCAGUAAUAUCUAACAAUACACAGAAAUCUCAAAGUAAAAUAAUGGAAUUAAGAAAUAUAGAAAUAUUAGGACGAGCAAAGUCGGAGUGGUAUACAGUAGAAUACAAUAUAUACAUAUGAAAUUAGUAAAACCAGUAUGUUAACAUUAAAGUGACCAGUGAUUCCAUGUCUAUGUAGAUAGGGCAGCAGCCUCUAAGGUGCAGGGUGGAGUGACCGGGUGGUAGCCGGCUAGUGAUAGUGACUAAGUUCAGGGCAGGGUACUGCGGGGAGGCCGACUAGUGAUGGCUAUUUAACAGUCCGAUGGCCUUUAGAUAGAAGCUAUUUUUCAGUCUCUCGGUCCCAGCAUUGAUGCACCUGUAUUGAUCUCGCCUUCUGGGUGAUAGCAGGGUGAACAGGCUGUGGCUCGGGUGGUUGAUGUCCUUGAUGAUCUUUUUGGCCUUCCUGUGACAUCGGGUGCUGUAGGUGUCUUGGAGGGCGGGUAGUUUGCCCCCGGUAAUGCGUUCGGCAGACCGCACCACCCUCUGGAGAGCCCUGUGGUUGCGGGUGGUGCAGUUGCCGUACCAGGCGGAGAUCCAGCCCGCCAGAAUCCUCUGGUGCAUCUGUAAUAGUUUUGUGAGGGUCUUAGGGGCCAAGCUGAAUUUUUUUCAUCUCCUGAGGUUAAAGAGGCGCUGUUGCGCCUUCUUCACCGCACUGUCUGUGUGGGUGGAGCAUUUCAGAUUGUCAGCGACGUGUACGCCGAGGAACUUGACGCUUUUCACCUUCUCCACUGCGGUCCCGUCGAUGUGGAUGGGGGCGUACUCCCUGUGCUGUCUCCUGAAGUCCACGAUCAGCACCACUCCCCCAGGGCCCUCACUUCCUCCCUGUAGGCUGUCUCGUCAUUGUUGGUAAUCAGGCCUACUGCUGUUGUCGUCUGCAAACUUGAUGAUUGAGUUGGAGGCGUGCAUGGCCACACAGUCAUGGGUGAACAGGGAGUACAGGAAGGGGCUGAGCACACACCCUUGUGGGGCCCCUUUGUUGAGGAUUAGCGUAGUGGAGGUAUUGUUUCCUACCUUCACCACCUGGGGGCGGCCCGUCAGGAAGUCCAGAACCCAGUUGCACAGGGCGGGGUUCAGACCCAGGGCCCCGAGCUUAAUGAUGAGCUUGGAGGGUACUAAGGUGUUGAAGGCUGAGCUGUAGUCAAUGAACAACAUUCUUACAUAGGUAUUCCUCUUGUCCCGAUGGGAUAGGGCAGUGCGAUGGCGAUUGCAUCGUCUGUGGAUCUAUUGGGGCGGUAUUCAAGUUGAAGUGGGUCUAGGGUGUCAGGUAAGGAGGAGGUGAUAUGAUCCUUAACUAGCCUCUCAUGAUGACUGAAGUGAGUGCUACAGGGCGAUUAGUCAUUUAGUUCAGUUACCUUUGCUUUCUUGGGUACAGGAACAAUGGUGGACAUCUUGAAGCAAGUGGGGACAGCAGACUGGGAUAGGGAGAAAUUGAAUAUGUCCGUAAACACUCCAGCCAGCUGGUCUGCGCAUGCUCUGAGGACGUGGCUAGGGAAGCUGUCUGGGCCGGCAGCCUUGCAAGGGUUAACACGCUUAAAUGUCUUACUCAUGUCGGCUACGGAGAACGAGAGCCCACAGUCCUGGAGAGCGGGCCGCGUUGGUGGCACUGUUAUCCUCAAAGCAGGUGACGGUGUUUAGCUUAUCCGGGAGCAAGACGUCGGUAUCCGUGAUGUGGCUGGUUUUCCCUUUGUAAUCCGUGAUUGUCUGUAGACCCUGCCACAUACGUCUCGUGUCUGAGCUGUUGAAUUGCGUUUCCACUUUCUCUGUACUGACGUUUUUGCCUGUUUGAUUUCCUUACGCAGGGCAUAACUGCACUGUUUGUAUUCAACCAUAUUCCCUGUCACCCUGCCAUGGUUAAAUGCAGUGGUUUGCGCUUUCAGUUUUGCGCGAAUGCUGCCAUCUAUCCACGGUUUUUGGUUUGGGUAGGUUUCCAUCCAAUUAGCGACAGAUUUUCAUGCGAAUAUUCUAAAAUCCGCAUAAAGAAAAUAUGCACAUUUUCCCACCAGUGGUGUUUCCAUCAAACUGACUUGUUGUGGAUGAAAAAAUAAGUUCUUGAUGACGUAGUGCACACAAUGUACUUUUUUUCCUCCGUUUCUUUACGUUUUCAUGUACCAAUUAAAAAUCGAAAGCUCAAUGUGUUUCCAUCGCAUUUUCAACUCUACCGAUAGUUUUGUCACAAACAUUUGCAUUAAAUAGCAAAUGUUCCUACUCUGGUCUUGGCACGUGCGCUCUAGCCAACAGUUCCCAGAUACAUUGCGGGUAGGCUUAUCUACAUGAUGAGAUUAUUAUGGAUAAGACGAAGAGUAUUUGUCAAACGGCGGUCAGGCAUCGAUCAUCAUGUCACCAGAAUAAGACCCUCGAUAUUUAUUGGAAAGGAGCAUCAAGAUCACUGUGCACUUUCACCACCCUGUGAAGUUCAUCAUAACUUAUUUCAUCUGUAGCCUAAUAAACUGCUUGGUUUCCAGAGUCGUAGUGGGAGGACCACACACCAUAUCAUCGCGUGACUCAAAGUUUACUUCGAUAUGAUGGUUAUGAUAUCAAUAGUUGCGCAUAAAGGCGUUUACACCGCCAUUUCUAGCAUUAAUUCAUUUGACACAAAAAGAUCCCACCACGCCGAACGUAUAAAUGUUGUCUGCAAUUAUAAAAUGUAACCGAACACAGCUGUCAUGAUUUUUAUACGGUAUGACUUUACUCUCAUAAAAACUGUAUGGAAAUGUGGUUUAUGUGACUGAUGAGUGUCUCUCGUCUCUCCUCAGAUGCAGGAGGAGCCAGAUGAAGACUCGCAGUGUCUGAGUGACGAUACGGAUACAGAGAUCUCUACACAGGUCCGUCUCCAUCUCUGUUUUCCAUCUUUUUGUCUCGUUCUCUCUCUCUUUCGCUCUACUUUGUCUCCCUCUGUCUGACUGUCUCUGUCUCACAUGACACUGAUAGUUCCUUGUAGCUGCCUCUUGUCUAACAUGUUCUCUAACCCUCUCUCUCAGGAUGCAUGGCAGUGUACAGAGUGCAGGAAGUACAACUCUCCUCUCCAGCGCUACUGCGUACGCUGCUGGGCUCUACGCAAGAACUGGUACAAAGACGUCCCACGGCUGGUCCACUCACUCUCCGUCCCCGACAUCCCAGCAUGCAGUUCUCUGGCCCCGCGCGACGAUGAGGAGGAAAGCGACACAGGCAUCGAUGUCCCAGACUGCCUCAGGACCGUGUCCGACCCAGUCAUCCUGCCCUCCCACUCCACCCCCGACCGCCCGCUGCCCCCCGGGGUUCCAGGGAAGGGCAAGGGUCCCAGGCCGCGCGGCCUGCCCAGGGAGGAGCAGCUCUCUGGGGGAGAGAGUCAGGAAAGCCUGGGGAUGGAAGUGGAGGUUAGGCCCGAGGCUCUGUUGGAGCCCUGUAAGCUGUGUCGGAUGCGUCCGCGUAACGGGAGUAUUAUACACGGCCGCACGGCUCACCUGCUAACCUGCUUCUCCUGCGCCAGGAGGCUCCACAAGUUCCACGCUCCAUGUCCCGGCUGUGGACAGAUCAUACAGAAGGUUAUAAAGACAUUCAUAGCCUGAGAGGAUUGGAACACACAGACGUAAUGUACAAGGUUAUUUAAAAUUGGAAAAAGACACAAUCACUUGCAUCAAAACCCACUCAUACGCCCCAGAGACACACAGAGUGUAGCACUUAGAAGAGCAUGUUCCCUUUUGCUCUCUGUUGCCUUGUAUUGUGUUUGCAUCACACUGCCUCUGAGCUAUGGCGCUAGUAAUGGAAGGUACAAACCCAGCAAUUUAUUUCUUGAAGUAUCCAACUAUAUACUUUUCUCUGUGCCACAUUUCAUGAAAGUCAUUUGCCACUAAAUGUAACAUCCUAGGUAUUUAUUUAUUUGAGGGCCAAGCAUCACUGUACAUAUGAAAACGCAGCUGUCAUUGAAGUUAAUUUUGACAGACAACGAUAUGUGAGACUUACGUUUUUGUUCCCGACAGAAGACCUGUGGACAUUUGUUUCCUAUUGGCCGCUGUUGUAAGUGUCCAGAAAAUGCUUUCUGCCAGUUAUCAGGCUGCUGACGUGUUUGCUGCCAUACGCUAUGUUUUAUCCCUUAAAGACCGCUCUUCUCUCCCUAGGUUAAGAUGGUAAGCUAGCUACACACUGGCUGACUACAGCUCCUCCAGUGAGUGCAGGUAUGAAUUCUCAUUGCCAUGUGUAUUCAUGGAGCCUCAGUGCCUCAAUGCUUUGGUGGUCCUCCUCUUCUCCUGUUUGGUCCUUUGUUUUUCUUUUAUCAUUUCUCUGCAGUGUUUUGUUAGUGUGUUCUUGAAAAACGAAGACAAGGGGGAUCGAAAGGAGAUUUUCGAUACAUACUUUAAAAAAAAAAAUCUGAUUUAUUGACAACGUUUUGGUUGCAAGGCCUAUUUUCAAGAUAAAUCAAUAAGAAACAUCUCCUUUUUAUCCCAUUGUCAUUGUUUUUCAAUAGUAUACAUACCCCCAGGGAGAAGUCUUUACCAUGCAGCACUGAUCAGAAUGCUUUGUCUUACUGUCCUUGUACUCACAAUGCAAGGGAAUGUACUGCUCAGAUAAAUGUAUUUGCCUCUGUUCAAAGGCUAGUUAGUAAAAAUUAGUUGAUAUUAACGAUAACCAGUCUGAAAUAUAGUUGAAGAGGCACGUCUAGAGCCCACAAUGUGGAGUUUUUGUAAAUUAGCCCAUUUCAAUAAGGAAAUACACUAUAUACAAAAGUAUGUGGACACCCCUUCAAAUGAGUGGAUUCAGCUA
Molecule: messenger RNA, 9889 nt
Organism: Coregonus sp. 'balchen'
Lineage: Eukaryota; Metazoa; Chordata; Actinopteri; Salmoniformes; Salmonidae
Source: the annotation of a GenBank genome assembly